Molecule: messenger RNA, 1710 nt
Organism: Pseudophryne corroboree (corroboree frog)
Lineage: Eukaryota; Metazoa; Chordata; Amphibia; Anura; Myobatrachidae
Gene: CCDC97
Product: coiled-coil domain containing 97
Exons: 5
Coding region: 288-1235 (315 amino acids)
Source: RefSeq, a predicted model, not a curated record
UCUACCCUACCCCUUACUUUCUGCAGCCUCACCCUAACCUCCCCGCAGAGGUCCCUAACCCCCGGGCACCACAGAUUAAACCCCCCACGGGUGGUGCCUAAACCUAACACACCCUCCCCCGGCCCUACCAACCAGCUAUACUUAGUCGGGACGCGGGUUGUCAGGAUUCCAUCUGCCGUCAUCUUAACCGCGUGUUGUACAAUGUAUAUUACGAUGAGCUUGCAGAAUCUUGUGAGAAGGUCUUGGAUGAAAACCCCGAAAGGGCCAACUCUGUAUGUGGGGAGGAGAUGGACACCUGUGGUGAAGAUAGUAAACUGCUAGAGAAAACCUUAAAAGUGGUCAGGCGUUUGAGUAGCCGAGAAGACCCCAUAAGCGUGGAACCUUCGCAGGUAACUGGCCCUCUUCUGGAUAUGUUCACCACCAUAGCAGAGAGCCAAGUGCCCAUCCGCAGCCAGCAGAAAGGAGACCCAGAGUUUAGCCAGGAGCAGAAGAUGGCUAUGCUUCUCGACUUGUACAAGUCUAAGCCUCUCAUCUUUCUGGAGCGCUUUCGGAAAGUUCUAAAAGAGGAACACCUGGAUUGCUUUACCCAACUUUCCGGUGACUACACCGCUGACUUCUACUUCAAGGAGAUCCGCAAAGCCUCCCUCAAAAAGAUGAAUCACACGAGGGUCCGGAACAAGCGGUAUGCCGCCCUCCAGCAGCUCAUCUCGGCUGGGGAAUAUUUCAGUGACGAGCAGAUGCGGGCACGGGACCCUCUCAUGUAUGAGCAUUACGUGGGCCAGUACCUGAGCGAGGAGGAGAUCAUGUCGCAGAACAGUCGAGAUCUGGCUCAGGCCAGCUGCUUAUCAGAUGUGCUCCUCAACUCCUGCCAGGAGCAGUCUUUACAGGAGAGGCUGGAAGCCCAGCGAGACCUGGAGGAGAGCUGCAUGGAGGAAGAGGAGGAUGACAGUGAGGAGGAAGAGUCUGAGCUGCAGUCAGAUGAGGAGCGGGAAGUGGACAGCGAGGAACGGGUCCUAAUGCGGGAAGAACUCAUCAGCCGCAUGCAUCAGAGGUUUUUGGAUGGAAAUGAUAAAAAUUUCGACUACAAGGAAGUCGAUGAUAACCCGGAUUUUGAUAACUUGGACAUUGUCACUCGCGAUGCGGAGGAAAAAUACUUUGACGACGACGAUGAUGAUGAUGAAAUGGAAAGAGAUGAGGAAGAGGGUAAGGAGAAUGGACAGGACAGCAGUGAGUGACCACGUCAUGCAUCUUCAGAACCUUAUAACAAGGACAGGACUUACAUUCCUAUAUAUGAUUUAUUAGCAAAUCCACUCCAGGCAGUGGUUUUGCUUCAUCAGGGCGCCUUAGUAAAAUGAAGCUGUGCGCUGUGUUGGCCAGUAGAGGGCAGCACAUUUCCAUUGAUGAUUCAUGAGUAUAUCAUAUAAAGGAAAAUAUGUUAAAGCCUACAUGUGUUACAUGUACAAAGUACGUUAUGACUUUGGUGAGCACCCAAAUACACUUAAGGACAUUUUCAGACCAAAAGAGAAUUGUGUGUUACAUGGAAGAAGGGGACAAGUGUAAUGGAGGAUCUGCUCUUCAUAGAGAGACCGUCUAGGAUAAAACUAGAAUCUAUUGGUUAUUCUGUGUUUGUGUUUAUCUUUUAGUGUAGAAUAACUUUUUCUACCGAAGAAGAAAGUUCAAAGAAAAUAAAAACUGAUUUGCUAUUUGAAA